UCCUCGCUUUUGCGGAUGCCGCACGCGGAGCCCUCUCUACUGUCCCCAACUCGAUACAUUAACGGCCUCGACGCCGAUCCCAGCUAGCUGCAAUGGCCGACGCAAACUCCGUUCCUACCGCGGCGGCCGAGAGCAAGCCUCCGGCGACCGAGAGCAAGCCGCCGGCGACCGACAGCAAGCCUCCGGCAACCGAGACGAGGCGGUCGUGGGGCGACGAGGUGGACGACGAGGCGGAGGAGGAGCAGAGUGCGGCGGCCACGACAUCGGCGGAUAAAGCGGGAGCGGAUCUGGAUUUCGCCUCCCUGACCAUCGACGAGAGCAAGAAGAUCAACAAGUUCCUCGACGAACCCGAGGAUUCCAACAUCAGAGCGGUUACAUCUGGCGAUACGCCAUAUACAUCAGCAAGUAGUUUCGAGGAUUUGAAUCUGUCGCCGGAGCUCCUGAAGGGUUUAUACGUUGAUAUGAAAUUUCAGAAGCCCAGUAAAAUCCAGGCUAUCAGCCUGCCUAUGAUUUUGAUCCCUCCGUACAAAAAUCUCAUUGCUCAGGCACAUAAUGGUUCCGGCAAGACCACUUGUUUCGUGCUUGGAAUGUUGAGCCGAGUUGAUCCAAAAUUGGAAGCUCCUCAAGCUCUCUGUAUUUGCCCCACGCGAGAACUGGCAAUUCAGAACAUGGAAGUCUUGCAGAAAAUGGGAAAGUACACAGGAAUACUUGCAGAGGCUGCAGUGCCUGUGCUGAUGGAUAGCACUAACUGUAUGCGGAUUACCAAACGGGCACCUGUUACUGCACAAAUUGUUGUAGGCACCCCUGGAACAAUCAAGAGAUGGAUGUCAUCAAAGAAACUGGGUGCACGUUACAUAAAGAUUCUUGUAUUUGAUGAGGCCGAUCAUAUGUUGGCAGAGGAUGGGUUUAGGGAUAACUCUUUGAGGAUAAUGAAGGACAUCGAAAGGGCCAAUGCCAGCUUCCAGGUCCUUUUGUUUUCUGCCACAUUCGAUGACAAGGCGAAGAAUUUUGUAACAAGAGUAGUGAAAGAUUACAAUCAGCUUUUCGUGAAGAAAGAAGAACUAUCCUUAGAGUCAGUAAAGCAGUACAAGGUGCAUUGCCCUGAUGAACCUUCCAAGGUUUUAGUGAUCAGAGAUAGAAUUUUUGAAUUAGGAGAGAAUCUGGGACAGACAAUAAUAUUUGUUCGCACCAGACAUAGUGCAAGAAAUUUGCAUGAGACACUUGUUAGUUUUGGCUAUGAAGUUACCACUAUCCAAGGUGCUCUUAGGCAGGAAGACAGAGACAAGAUUGUCAAAGAAUUUAGAGAUGGUUUGACACAGGUUCUCAUAUCAACUGACCUUCUGGCUCGAGGCUUUGAUCAACAGCAGGUCAAUUUGGUGAUCAAUUAUGAUCUUCCUGUAAAGCAUAAUAAUCCGUCGGAUCCUGAUUGUGAGGUAUACUUGCACAGAAUUGGAAGGGCGGGGCGUUUUGGGCGCAAAGGAGCAGUGUUCAACUUGCUAUGCAGUGAAAGGGACAUGGCACUCAUGGCUAAGAUUGAAAAUCAUUUUGCCUCUAGAGUUCCUGAGGUUACACCAUGGAAUAGCGAGGAGGCAUUUAAGAAGGCACUUCAGGCAGCUGGUUUGCUGUGACGAUGAUGCUAUUUUUGUGUCGUGUGACGAUGUUAAGCGAGUUCUAUGAGCUGGUGUCGUCAAGGUGUCUGCUGUUCUAUGAGAAGAUGUAGUGUUCGGUCAGCUGCUACUAUCAUGGCGGUUUUUAGUUGGGAUAAUUACUUUGAAGAAGUUGUAGUCGGGAUUAAUUAUUUCCAGUGAAUGUGCAGCCAUACGAGUCAGAUUUUUUGUGGGCAUCGGGGCAUUUUCCGCAAUGGCUCUGUGGAUGCAUUGUUUUGAAUUUGGAGCUUGAAGCCAAGUGGAGUUUGCUGUGACCUCUAUGUAAGGAGUUGGCUAAGUGAAUUGCAAAUGGUAAAGAAACUAUCGAUGUUUUAGAUA
Messenger RNA from Syzygium oleosum, 1985 nucleotides. Its product is annotated as DEAD-box ATP-dependent RNA helicase 38-like. Gene Ontology annotation, biological process: poly(A)+ mRNA export from nucleus. The transcript is spliced from 8 exons. Gene Ontology annotation, molecular function: RNA helicase activity; ATP binding; RNA binding. The coding region runs from base 93 to 1628 and encodes 511 amino acids. The record is from RefSeq and is a predicted model, not a curated record. Gene Ontology annotation, cellular component: cytoplasmic stress granule; nucleus. NCBI's taxonomy places the organism in Eukaryota, Viridiplantae, Streptophyta, Magnoliopsida, Myrtales, Myrtaceae.